CUUCAUAAGGACGAGGAAACUCAAUUAAUAUUAAGUGGGAAUGAAGUUAUAGACAAUUGGCUUACUAAAGUAAGUAAAGUAGAAUUGUUUAUAGAUUUUAUUCCAUAUAAAAAAUUUAGCGACAUUACUUAUCUUGCUAAAGGAGGGUUUAGUAAGAUAUACAAAGCGACUUGUAUUAAUGGCAUAAAAUAUAGAUGGAAUGAUUAUAAGCAAAUGUUUCUGUAUCAUAAGGACUAUCCUGUUGUUCUUAGAAGUCUUAACGAUUCUGAAGUUAUAAGUCGUGAUUUUUUAAAUGAGUUAAAACUUAAUUUUCAUUGUUUGAAUGCUUUAACUUAUCAUAUACACAAAUAUCAUGGCAUCACACAGCAUCUCGAAACCAAAAAUUAUAUGAUUGUAAUGGACUUUACACAAUAUG
Messenger RNA from Scutellospora calospora, 415 nucleotides. NCBI's taxonomy places the organism in Eukaryota, Fungi, Glomeromycota, Glomeromycetes, Diversisporales, Gigasporaceae. The record is from the annotation of a GenBank genome assembly.